UGGCUCAGUGCAUCUAAAUGUGAUUUUUCUGGCACCGUGGGUGCUAAAUCUGAAGUACCUUGCAAAAGAAUUCGACAUGGGCGGCGGCGGCAAAGACAAGGGGAAAGGAAAGGGGAGCUCCAACCGAAAGCCCCGAGGGGGGCGCGGAGGCACCCACCCUUGGAUCAACUCCCAGAUCAUCCAGGCGUCGGAGAGCAAAGAUGUGGGGCACCUGAUGAACGUGAUCAUGCAGCACUUGCCCCAGAUGAAUCUGGUGAACCUCUCCACGGCCAUCCACCGUGUGGCGAAGAUUGCGGGCACGGACCCCUGGCAGCAGGGCCAACUGCGGCGUAACGCCAACUUAGAGGCCCUGCUGAAUAGCGUCUGCACCGCGCUAAAUGUGGUGGAGGCUACGGAGGUCCAGCCACAGUCCGUCAGCAAUGUGGUGUGGUCCUUGGCUACCCUGAGGAUUGUCCACAGGCCGCUGCUGCAAGUGAUCUCUCUGGUUUGUGUGUCGAACAUGGCUCAGUUUAAGAGCUUCGAGCUGUCGACCACCUUGUGGGCCCUAGCCAAGCUGGGCUCUUUGGAGGAUGCGGCCCCAGUAGACAAGGCAGUAUUUUAUGCCGCGGCCACGCACAUCCACAACAACGUGAACGAGUUUGGGUUCCGGUGCUUGGCCACGACCGCCUGGGCCUUCGCCACGGCCAGGCAGCGCCACGCGCGGCUUUUCCGCAGCAUGGCCGCGGCGAUGCUUCCGGCGGCGGCAGGGGCCAACUGCCAGGAAAUGGCCAACACAGCCUGGGCCUUCGGAACUGCGGACUUCCACGACGAUGCGCUGUUUCAUGAGCUUGCGGAGCAGGCGAUGCAUCGCCUCGAGGAAUUCAAGCCGCAGGAGAUCUCCAAUAUGCUCUGGGGAUUUGCAACCAACAGCUUCUUCCACGAGGCCUUCUACGCGCGAGCGAGCCAAGUGGCGCAGAAGAUGGACCUGCAGUCUCAGCACUUGGCCAACAUUCUCUGGGCGUUCGCUCGUGUGAGGCCAAAGCACCCGCUGACGCUGCAGACGGUGCUCAGUCUGUUGCCGCUGUGUACGCAGCAGCUGCAGACCUUCAAGCCUCAGGAAGUUUCUUCAACUCUGCUGGCGACAGCCAAGGCGGUGGGCAAUGCUGAUGACAUGGCCCCCAUGUCGGCCACGCUGGACAACUUCCGCCAGGAGGUCUUAGACUUCUUCCACGCGUGUCUGCCCUGGGUGGUGGCGCGACUGCGGGACUUCUCGGAGCAGUCUCUGGCAAACUCCGUG
Molecule: messenger RNA, 1276 nt
Organism: Effrenium voratum
Lineage: Eukaryota; Dinophyceae; Suessiales; Symbiodiniaceae
Source: the annotation of a GenBank genome assembly